UGAUGUUUAGUGCAAAUGCAUAAUUUUAACUUUUGUGUGCCAGGUUAUACUGAUCCUGCAAAGCCAGAUCUCCCUCGAAUGCACGAGUGGCAUUUUAGAUCUGGGCUUGAUCGCUACAUCUGGAUAAUUGGAAUGAUUUAUGCAUACUUUCACCCAAAUGUUGAGAAAUGGAUGGAAAAAUUGGAAGAGAGUGAAACCAAGAGGAGAGUUACGAUCAAAACUGGCAUUGUUUCUGCUGCACUAUUUGUGGGGUACUUGUGGUAUGAAUACAUAUACAAGCUGGACAAGGUCUCAUACAACAAACUCCACCCUUACACAUCAUGGAUUCCAAUUACUGUAUACAUUUGCUUGAGGAAUUUCAGUCAGCGGCUUCGUAAUUUCUCUUUGACCCUCUUUGCAUGGCUUGGCAAGGUUACUUUGGAGACAUACAUUUCCCAGUUUCAUAUUUGGUUAAGGUCUAACAUGCCAAAUGGACAGCCCAAGUGGCUUCUUUGUCUUAUACCAGAGUAUCCUAUGCUCAAUUUCAUGCUUACCACUGCUAUAUACGUCUUUGUAUCUUAUCGACUUUUUGAAUUAACAAAUAUACUUAAGACGGUGUUCAUACCAACAAAAGACAAUCGGCGGCUGCUGCAUAAUUUUAUUACUGGAGUUGUCAUUUCCCUUUCUCUGUACUGCAUCUCGCUUAUUCUGCUUCUGAUUCCUCAUUCAACGGUUUGAAAUUCAAGACACCAAAGAGAGAUUCCGGACAGUUCCCUUUGGAUUGGCUAUGCUGAAAACUGUGGAUUAAAAUACUGGGAAACGUGGAAUCUCUUUUUUGGAGCAAUGUUUCUGUAGUUGUGGGGGAAGUAGUAUCCUCCAAGAAGGCAUCAAAUAUAAACGUUGAGUGUUGGUUUGCAUCGGAGGUUGGCAGAUGAAAGGGGGAGAUUAAAUUCGAAGGAAUUUGAACCAAUUUUCUAUAAAUUCAUUUGUGCUCACACAUAAAAGGUAGGAUCGUGAUACAAAUCCGUCUUGGCUUCGAAGAAAUUCAAGAUUCAUUUCAAUACCUGUUCCUGUUCAGUUUUCAUUGCUAUUUUUUUGUCUUCGCCUUUGAAGGAUAAGGAAAUAUAUGUAUAUUCUUUUUUACAAUCUUACCAGAAACGCGGUGUCCUACUCUUGUAACAAUAGUUUUGUUUAAUGGCUAUAAGUUCAAGUAUAGUGUUCCCACUUUUUUUGGUUCA
Molecule: messenger RNA, 1217 nt
Organism: Vigna umbellata (rice bean)
Lineage: Eukaryota; Viridiplantae; Streptophyta; Magnoliopsida; Fabales; Fabaceae
Source: RefSeq, a predicted model, not a curated record